This is a messenger RNA of Linum trigynum, 3351 nucleotides long. The record is from the annotation of a GenBank genome assembly. Lineage: Eukaryota; Viridiplantae; Streptophyta; Magnoliopsida; Malpighiales; Linaceae.
AUGACUAUGAUGACUCCUCCGCCGCUGGAUCAAGAAGACGAGGAGAUGCUAGUGCCGCAUUCAGAUUUAGUCGAAGGUCCUCAGCCAAUGGAAGUGGCAACAGUGGAGCCUGCUGCUAAUACAGUGGAGAAUCAGCCAGUGGAGGAACCUCCUCCGUCACUCAAAUUCACGUGGACAAUUGAGAAUUUCACAAGGUUGAACACGAAGAAACACUAUUCUGAUACAUUCGUUGUUGGCGGUUACAAAUGGCGGAUUCUCGUCUUUCCCAAGGGAAAUAAUGUCGACCACCUGUCGAUGUAUUUGGAUGUUGCAGAUUCUUCUACAUUGCCCUAUGGCUGGAGUCGCUAUGCACAAUUCAGCUUGGCUGUGGUGAAUCAAAUUCACAACAAGUACUCAAUCAGAAAAGAUACUCAACACCAGUUCAAUGGAAGGGAGAGUGACUGGGGUUUCACAUCAUUUAUGCCCCUCAGUGAUCUUUAUGAUCCUAGUAGGGGAUAUCUUGUGAAUGAUACUGUACUUAUUGAAGCUGAAGUUGUUGUUCGGAAGGUUCUGGAUUAUUGGUCUUAUGACUCUAAGAAAGAAACAGGUUAUGUAGGUCUAAAGAAUCAGGGAGCAACGUGUUACAUGAACUCCCUUCUACAAACCUUGUACCAUAUUCCAUACUUUAGAAAGGCUGUAUACCACAUGCCAACAACUGAGAAUGACAUGCCUACCGGAAGCAUUCCUUUGGCUCUGCAGAGUCUGUUCUAUAAGCUUCAAUAUAAUGAUACCAGUGUUGCAACCAAGGAAUUGACAAAAUCAUUUGGAUGGGAUACUUAUGAUUCUUUCAUGCAGCAUGAUGUCCAAGAACUCAAUAGAGUAUUAUGUGAGAAGUUGGAAGAUAAAAUGAAGGGAACUGUCGUGGAGGGCACAAUCCAGAAGCUAUUUGAGGGUCACCAUAUGAACUACAUUGAGUGCGUGAAUGUGGACUACAAAUCUACAAGGAAGGAGUCCUUUUAUGAUCUGCAGCUUGAUGUAAAAGGCUGCAAGGAUGUUUAUGCAUCUUUUGACAAGUAUGUGGAAGUUGAACAACUUGAGGGUGACAACAAGUACCAUGCUGAAGAACAUGGUCUACAGGAUGCAAAGAAAGGUGUCCUAUUUGUUGACUUCCCGCCUGUUCUUCAACUGCAACUAAAACGCUUUGAGUAUGAUUUUUUGCGGGACACCAUGGUAAAGAUCAAUGAUCGGUAUGAAUUUCCUCUUCAACUUGAUCUUGAUAGAGAAGAUGGCAAAUAUUUGUCGCCAGAUGCUGACAGGAGUGUUCGUAAUCUGUACACUCUUCAUAGUGUAUUGGUUCAUAGUGGAGGGGUGCAUGGAGGGCAUUAUUAUGCUUUUAUCAGACCUACUCUAUCAGAUCAAUGGUACAAAUUUGAUGAUGAACGUGUGACAAAAGAAGACAUGAAGAGAGCACUAGAAGAACAGUAUGGUGGCGAGGAAGAGCUGCCACAGACCAAUCCAGGAUUCAAUAACGCGCCUUUUAAGUUCACAAAAUACUCAAAUGCGUAUAUGCUUGUCUAUAUACGUGAAAGUGACAGAGACAAGAUUAUCUGCAAUGUGGAUGAAAAGGACAUUGCGGAGCACUUGAGAAUAAGAUUGAAGAAAGAGCAAGAAGAAAAGGAAGACAAGAAAAGAUAUAAAGCACAGGCUCACCUCUAUACCAUCAUAAAGGUUGCCAGAGAUGAGGAUCUCAAAGAGCAGAUUGGUAGAGACCUAUAUUUUGACCUUGUGGACCAUGAUAAAGUUCGUAGUUUCCGCAUACAGAAACAGACACCAUUCAGCUUGUUUAAGGAGGAAGUUGCCAAGGAAUUUGGUAUACCAGUACAAUUUCAGCGGUUCUGGAUAUGGGCAAAGCGUCAAAACCAUACAUACCGUCCCAAUCGGCCAUUUCUGUCACAAGAGGAAGGACAAUCGGUUGGACAGCUGAGGGAGGUGUCAAAUAAGACGCACAAUGCAGAACUAAAGUUGUUUCUGGAAGUAGAACUGGGGCUGGAUUUACGGCCAAUUGCUCCACCUGACAAAACCAAGGAAGACAUUCUUCUCUUCUUCAAGCUCUACGACCCUGAGAAAGGAGAAUUAAGAUAUGUAGGUAGGUUUUUUGUGAAGAGCACUAGUAAACCAAUAGAAAUUCUGGCAAAGCUCAAUCAAAUGGCUGGCUUUGCUCCUGAAGAAGAAAUUGAACUCUAUGAGGAAAUAAAAUUUGAGCCUUCAGUAAUGUGUGACCGCCUUGACAAGAGAACCUCAUUUCGGCUUAGUCAGAUUGAAGAUGGAGAUAUAAUCUGUUUCCAGAAAUCACUUGUUGAGAACGAGGAGGAAUUUCAAUAUCCGGAUGUGACUUCGUUUCUGGAAUAUGUUCACAAUCGGCAGGUAGUUCAUUUCCGAUCUCUGGAAAAACCGAAAGAGGAUGAUUUCUGCCUGGAAUUGUCAAAGUUACAUACUUAUGAUGAUGUUGUGGAGCGAGUGGCUCGCCAAAUUGGCUUGAAUGACCCCUCAAAAAUCAGAUUAACAUCUCACAACUGCUACUCUCAGCAGCCUAAACCUCAACCAAUUAAGUACAGAGGAGUUGAUCGCUUGUCAGAUAUGUUAGUCCACUAUAAUCAGACCUCUGAUAUCUUGUAUUACGAAGUUCUGGACAUUCCUCUUCCGGAAUUGCAAGGUUUAAAGAAUCUAAAAGUUGCUUUCCAUCAUGCUACUAAAGAGGAGGUUGUAAUCCAUAAUAUCAGAUUGCCUAAACAGAGUACGGUUGGUGAUGUAAUUAAUGAACUUAAAACUAAGGUCGAGUUGUCUCACCCAAAUGCAGAACUUAGGCUGAUUGAAGUUUUCUAUCACAAGAUAUACAAGACUUUUCCACCCAGUGAAAAAAUUGAGAACAUCAAUGAUCAAUACUGGACAUUGCGCGCAGAAGAGAUCCCGGAGGAUGAGAAAAAUAUUGGUCCACAGGAUCGGUUGAUUCAUGUCUAUCACUUCACAAGGGAUACUGCACAGAAUCAAAUGCAAAUACAGAAUUUUGGGGAACCAUUUUUCUUGGUCAUCCAUGAUGGGGAGACCUUAGCUGACAUUAAAGUGCGCAUACAAAAGAAGUUGCAAGUUUCUGAUGAAGACUUUGCCAAGUGGAAAUUUGCUUUCCUAUCUCUGGGUCGCCCAGAAUAUUUGAACGAUGCAGAUGUUUUAUUCGCCCGGUUUCAGAGGAGAGAUGUUUAUGGUGCGUGGGAGCAGUACCUUGGACUAGAGCAUCCGGAUACCACACCAAAGAGGCCUCAUACGGCAAAUCAGAACCGUCACACAUACGAGAAGCCAGUUAAAAUCUACAAUUAG